Molecule: messenger RNA, 4027 nt
Organism: Drosophila serrata
Lineage: Eukaryota; Metazoa; Arthropoda; Insecta; Diptera; Drosophilidae
Product: 5-oxoprolinase
Biological process (GO): glutathione metabolic process
Cellular component (GO): cytosol
Molecular function (GO): 5-oxoprolinase (ATP-hydrolyzing) activity
Source: RefSeq, a predicted model, not a curated record
UCUCGCGGUCGAAACUUCAAAGCAAAACAAAGACAUAAUGUCGGGGAACAAAUACUGCUUCGCCAUUGAUCGCGGCGGCACCUUCACGGAUGUUCUUUGCAUCUGUCCCGGUGGCAAGGUGCGCACCAUGAAGCUGCUUUCCGAGGAUCCGGAGCGAUACAGCGAUGCCCCUCGCGAAGGCAUUCGUCGCAUCCUUAAGGAAGAAACUGGCGAGGAUCUGGCUCCAAGUGGCCUAGUGGACACCUCGAAAAUUGGAUGGGUUCGCAUGGGCACAACAGUGGCUACUAAUGCCCUGCUCGAGCGCAAGGGUGAUCCAGUGGUCUUGGUGGUAAACAGUGGCUUCAGGGAUCUCCUGUACAUUGGCAACCAGGCGAGGCCCAAGAUCUUCGAUCUCAACAUCCGCAAGCCUGCAAAUCUAUAUCAGUCUGUGGUGGAGGUGGACUGCCGCAUUGUUCCCCAGCAGCCGGAGCGCUGUGAGCUGAAACAAAACUGGAAGGUGCUGGAGGGAGUGGCCGGUACAAAGUACCUGGAGGUGCAUCCAGUGGAUGAGGUUGCUCUACGUGCCUCGCUCUCCUCGGCCCGGGAGCAAGGCGUCUCCUCGGUUGCUGUAGUGCUAGCCCACAGCUACGCCUGUCCGGAGCACGAGAUCCGUGUGGGAGCCCUCGCCCGGGAGCUGGGCUUCAGCCACGUCACACUCUCCCAUGAGGCCAUGCCCAUGUGCAGGGUGGUGGCCCGCGGAUACACAGCCUGCGCGGAGGCCUACUUAACGCCUCAUGUAGAUCGCUACCUGGCCAGCUUCAAAUCUGGCUUUGACAAGCAGCUGGAGGGUGUGGAUGUGCUCUUCAUGCAAUCGGAUGGCGGGCUGACCAACAUGGAGAACUUCCGCGGAGCCCGUGCCAUUCUCUCGGGACCUGCGGGAGGCGUUGUAGGCUACGCUCUGACCGGAGCCCGAGAAACGGAGCUGCCACUCAUUGGUUUCGACAUGGGAGGCACCUCCACGGACGUGUCUCGCUAUGCCGGCAGCUAUGAACAUGUCAUCGAGAGCACCACGGCUGGAGUGACCAUCCAGGCGCCGCAGUUGGACAUCAACACUGUGGCUGCUGGUGGCGGAUCCCGGCUAUUCUUCCGCUCGGGAAUAUUCGUGGUCGGUCCAGAAUCGGCCGGUUCGCAUCCCGGUCCUGCUUGCUACAAAAAGGGAGGACCUCUGACCGUCACGGAUGCCAAUCUCAUUCUGGGACGCAUUCUGCCUCAGUAUUUCCCCAAGAUCUUUGGACCCAAGGAGAACGAGCCGCUGGACCAUGAGAUUGCCAGGAGCAAGUUCGUGCAACUGCAGGCGGAGAUUAACAGCCAUCUGAAGGCCUCUGGCGAUGACCGAGUGCUGAGCAUCGAGCAAGUGGCUCUUGGCUUCAUUCGAGUGGCCAACGAGACAAUGUGCAGGCCCAUUAGGGCCUUGACGCAGUCUCGAGGAUUGGAUACAGCCAACCAUGUGCUGUCCUGCUUUGGAGGAGCUGGUGGCCAGCAUGCCUGUGCCAUUGCUCGUAAUCUGGGAAUCGGCAAGGUUGUGGUGCACAAGUACGCUGGAAUCCUAUCCGCUUAUGGCAUGGCUCUGGCUGACGUUGUCCAGGAGCUGCAGGAGCCAAGUGGUCUGGAGUUCAGCGAUGCGAAUGCCCAGCAGCUGAAGGAGCGCUUGGAUGCGUUGUCCCAACAAUGCCACAACAAGUUGGCUCAGCAGGGAUUCCGUAAAAUCGAACUGGAGCCCUUCCUCCACUUGCGCUAUGAGGGCACCGAUGGCGCUCUGAUGGUUGCCCCAUCUGCAGCAGGAAAGCAAUCCUCGGCCUCGUCUGCCCUUUUGUCAGCCUAUGGUGAUUUCCAUGCCACCUUCCUGGAACGUUAUCGCACCGAGUUUGGCUUUGUUCUGCAGAACAGACGUAUCAUUGUGGAUGACAUCCGGAUUCGAGGAUUGGGGAAGAACGAGACGCCACCAGAGUCGAAGGUUAAGGAUGCCUCGGAAGUAACUCCACCAGCCGAGGGCAAUACCCGAGUCCACUUUGACCAGGGCAGCUUCGAUGCUCCCAUAUACCUGACCAAGAACCUGCUGGCCGGUCACAAAGUCACCGGACCCGCUGUUCUGAUUGACCAGCUCUCUACGAUCGUCGUAGAACCGGAAUGCGGUGUCCAGGUCACUCCGUUUGGAGACCUUAUCAUGGACGUGAAGACUGGAGGAAAACAUGGCAUCAAUGCCGAGCUGGAUCCCGUGCAUCUGAGCAUCUUCAGUCACCGCUUCAUGAGCAUAGCCGAGCAGAUGGGCAGGGUGCUCCAACGUACUUCAAUUUCCACCAACAUCAAGGAACGCCUCGACUUCUCCUGUGCUCUAUUUGGUCCGGAUGGCGGACUGGUCAGCAAUGCUCCACACAUUCCUGUUCACCUGGGAGCCAUGCAGGAGACCGUCCAGUACCAACUAAGGGUCCGAGGAGAUACCCUGAAGAACGGCGAUGUAAUUCUGGCCAAUCACCCCUCAGCUGGAGGCUCUCAUCUGCCUGAUUUGACAGUCAUUACUCCGGUGUUUUAUGAGAGUCACCCUCGUCCCGUGUUCUUUGUGGCCUCCCGAGGUCAUCAUGCCGAUAUUGGAGGCAUCACACCGGGCUCCAUGCCGCCGCAUUCCACCUCGCUGGCCCAGGAGGGCGCCGCUUUCAAGAGCUUCCUGAUCGUGGAGAAUGGGGUAUUCCAGGAGCAGCAAAUAGUAGAGCGGCUGACCACACCGACAGCUGCCAAGGGAGCCGUGGGCACUAGGAACCUCAGCGAUAAUCUGUCGGACUUGAAGGCCCAGAUUGCUGCCAACCACAAGGGCAUCCAGCUGGUGGCCGAGCUAAUCGACAGCUAUGGCUUGGAUGUGGUCCAGGCCUACAUGUCCCAUAUCCAGAAGAACGCUGAACUGGCGGUUCGGGACAUGUUACGUCAGAUCGGCCGGGAUACGCUGGCCCGCACAGGAUCUACAGUACUAGAGGCGCGGGAAUUUAUGGACGACGGCUCUCCCAUCGCCCUCAAGGUGACCAUAGAUGCUGAGCUGGGCUCCGCACUGUGCGACUUCACCGGAUCUGGCGUGGAGGUUUGGGGCAACUGCAAUGCCCCGAGAGCGAUCACUCUGUCCGCGUUGAUCUACUGUCUACGCUGCAUGGUGGGUCACGAUGUGCCCCUCAACCAGGGCUGCCUGGCCCCCAUCCAGGUCAUCAUUCCAAAGAACUCUAUCCUGGACCCGUCCGAGGGAGCCGCCGUGGUCGGCGGCAAUGUCCAGACCUCGCAGCGCAUUGUGGACACCGUUCUCAAAGCAUUCGGUGUUUGUGCCGCCUCACAAGGAUGCAUGAACAACAUAACUAUUGGUGACGAAACCUGGGGAUAUUACGAGACAGUGGCUGGUGGUGCCGGCGCAGGACCCGGAUGGCAUGGAGCCGGCGGAGUGCACACGCACAUGACCAACACCCGCAUCACCGAUCCGGAGAUCCUGGAGCUACGCUACCCCAUGAUUCUGAAGAGGUUCUGCCUGCGCACCGAUGGCUCCGGUGGACGGGGACAAUUCAAUGGAGGCGAGGGCGUGGAGCGGGAUCUUCUCUUCCGGAAACCUGUUACCCUGUCUGUCCUAACGGAGCGUAGAACUCUCCAGCCCUAUGGACUGGCAGGUGGAGAAUCGGGGAAGAGUGGACGCAACCUGGUGGUGAAGCAUGAUGGAAGAGUGAUAGCCUUGGCCGGAAAAACCUGCAUCGAUGUGGAAGCGGGGGAUACGUUUGCCAUGAAAACCCCCGGUGGAGGAGGCUUUGGACCCAGCGGAGGCUCCUCAAAAACCGGUGAAGGUACAGACCAGGAGAACAGCAUACGCUUUGUGGAGCGCGGCACUGUUUUUAACUACCUUCAGGCUCAGGAGUCUGCCUAAAAUGUCGUAUUUUUUAUAUUUCUUAUAUGUUUGUGCCAUAUCAUGUGAAGGUCCAUAAAUGUUUUGUAUUAGUAAAAAAUAAAUAUACACAAGAAACAAUAA